This is a messenger RNA of Penicillium brevicompactum, 963 nucleotides long. RefSeq lists its product as uncharacterized. Bases 1 to 963 code for a protein of 320 amino acids. Gene Ontology annotation, biological process: transmembrane transport. The record is from RefSeq and is a predicted model, not a curated record. Gene Ontology annotation, molecular function: channel activity. The transcript is spliced from 5 exons. Lineage: Eukaryota; Fungi; Ascomycota; Eurotiomycetes; Eurotiales; Aspergillaceae. Gene Ontology annotation, cellular component: membrane.
AUGCUCCCUCAUGCCAAAUUUUGGAAAAGUGACAGCGAUCGCCGCAAGGUCUUACCCGCGCCAACCAACAUAGUCCCAUUCGCUGGUCGCAUUGGUGCCAAUCAAGAGUUCUCCCUGGAUCAGAACAAUUGCACACAGAUUGAAUUAUUACAGAAGUUCCCUGAUGCAGCUCCUUGGAUUCCGUGGCGAGAUGCCCUGUCUCUCCGGCAUUUCUUCCAGCCGGAGCUCUGGAAGGCCGCGACUAUCGAAGCAGUGGGCACUUUCUUGCUGGUGUACCUGACCUGCUUCAUUGGUGUGGGGUUAGGAAAGGCAGUGAAUGCCUUCGCGACUGGUGCACUGGUACCUAGUCUCCUCGGUGGAUUGACGGCAGUCCUAGUCCUGCCAUUGCUGAUCUUCGCCACUGGUCCUGUAUCUGGUGCUCAUCUUAAUCCUACUAUCACUAUCGCUACAUUUUUCGCACGCUUGGCCACGUUACCAAGAUGCAUCCUAUAUGUCGCGUUUCAGAUACUCGGGGGCACAUUGGCAGGUUUGUUACUGAGAGCAAGCUUUGAUACACGAUCCUUUAUCGUACCCGGUUGUCACAUGGAUUCUACCAUAGUCUCGUCUGGAAACGCAUUCGCGAUAGAAUUCACCACUUGCUUCGCUCUGAUAUUUACCGCAUUCGGCGUCGGAUUGGAUCCUCGACAGCGCGAUGUGUUCGGUCCCGCCUUGGGCCCUAUCUUUGUCGGUCUAACUUUGGCAACGUGCACUUUUGUGAGCGGCUUUAGUCGCGAGGGAUAUACCGGAUUCUCUGGUAACCCUGCUCGAUGCUUUGGAGCAAUGGUUGGCUCCCACUUUGCAUCUUAUCACUGGGUACAAUGGGUGGCGCCUAUUUGUGCUGGUCUCGCCCACGGAGUGCUGUACUAUCUGAUUCCACCCUACUCUCGGGGGAGAAGCUCAACCACCAGCGACACUACGUCUUGA